GGUGGUGAGGUGAAUCGAAUGAAUCCAAACAGAGAGUCGGCUCAGUGAAAGGAUUCAGACCAGCGCUCGGUGGAGAUGAAUGGGCCGGCGGUGGACGGGGCUUGUUUUUACCUCGGCGCGGUGAACUGAGGGAGCAGCGAGGCUUUAUCCCGGGCCUCGCUGACUUACCUCAUCCCACCUCACCCACACCCCUUAAAAAACAACAACAAAAAAAAAAAACCCUCCAGUAAACAGGCUUUUAAUCGCAGCCGCCGGCUUGUUGUCUGGAUAUGAAAAUGAAGCUCAGCGCUUGUCCUCGUCCGCGGCGAGCUCUGACCCAUGGAUGUCGUUUCCGUCUUUCGCUUUCAGCCAGCUGCAGCCAAGCGGAUGCGCAACUUCUCCCCUCUGAUGCGGUCCCAUUUUAUGGAUUCUGAUAUGGACUAUGAGAGGCCAAAUGUCGAGACCAUCAAGUGUGUGGUUGUCGGGGACAACGCAGUGGGAAAGACCCGGCUCAUCUGUGCCCGAGCUUGCAAUGCUACCCUGACCCAGUACCAGCUGCUCGCCACACACGUUCCCACUGUCUGGGCCAUAGACCAAUACCGAGUCUGCCAGGAGGUUCUAGAGCGAUCUAGGGAUGUGGUGGAUGACGUCAGCGUGUCCUUGCGGCUCUGGGACACGUUCGGGGAUCAUCACAAGGACCGCCGCUUUGCUUACGGACGGUCUGACGUGGUGGUCCUGUGUUUCUCAAUUGCUAACCCGAACUCUCUGCACCAUGUAAGGACCAUGUGGUACCCAGAAAUCAAACACUUCUGCCCCAGAGCUCCUGUCAUCCUUGUCGGCUGCCAGCUGGACCUUAGAUAUGCUGAUCUCGAGGCGGUGAACCGAGCACGGCGCCCAUUGGCGAGGCCCAUAAAAUCCAACGAGAUCUUGCCACCAGAGAAGGGCCGUGAGGUGGCCAAAGAGCUUGGUGUCCCAUACUAUGAGACUAGCGUGGUUGCCCAGUUUGGUAUCAAGGAUGUAUUUGACAACGCUAUUCGUGCUGCCCUGAUUUCCCGCCGCCAUCUGCAGUUUUGGAAGUCGCAUUUGCGCAACGUCCAGCGGCCUCUCCUUCAAGCCCCGUUCCUUCCUCCCAAACCUCCUCCGCCCAUCAUUACAGUGCCGCCUCCCCCCAGCAGCAUGGAAGAGCAUCCCGGGCGUCUGCUAGAGGACCCGCUGUGCGCCGACGUCGUCCUUGUGUUGCAGGAGAGCCAAAGAAUCUUUGCUCACCGUGUCUACCUCGCCACGGCCUCAUCUAAAUUCUACGACCUUUUCCUGGUUGACCAUCGGACACCCGAGGACAAAAAAGAGAAAGAACGCACCCGGGUGCCUCUGUCCGGCCGCGAGCUGUUGAUGCGAGCGGCCAGCUUUGACGUUUGUGAGAGCAGCGAUGAAAGAGAACGAGCGAAUCUACGCGCCUGUACCAGUGACGGGACCCUUAGGGGAGGUGAAGGAGGCCGUCUGCUCCCAGCAUUCAGCCGAGCGUUUGUCAGCGUGCGGGAGGAAAUGGUGGAUGACCCCUUGACCUUUAUCUCCAGACCGAUGACGGUGGUGCACAUGGAUACGUCCAUGCAGCUGGGGCCUUUCCGUGCUGUUUUGCGCUAUCUCUACACGGGGAAGCUGGACGAGCAUGAGAAGGAGCUGAUGCAGGUGGCUCACAUCGCUGAGCUCCUGGAGGUUUUCGAUCUCCGCAUGAUGGUGGCCAACAUCCUGAACGAUGAAGCUUUCAUGAACCAGGAGAUCACCAAGGCCUUCCAUGUGAGGCGCACCAACCGCAUCAAGGAGUGCCUUGCCAAGGGGACCUUCUCUGAUGUGGUGUUCAAGCUGGAUGACGGUACAAUAAUGGCCCAUAAGCCUUUGCUGAUCUCAAGCUGUGACUGGAUGGCGGCCAUGUUUGGAGGACCGUUCGUGGAGAGCUGUACCAAAGAGGUGUUGUUUCCGAACACAACCCGUAGCUGUAUGCGUGCGGUGAUGGAGUACCUCUACACCGGCCGGUUCUGUUCUCGCCCAGACCUAGACGCCAUGGAGCUCAUCGUUCUUGCAAACCGUCUCUGUCUGCCUCACCUGGUUGCACUGACAGAGCUCUACACUGUGACCGUGCUUAUGGAAGCUGCUAUGAUGGGAGCCGAUAUCGAUGGAGAAGUGCUGGUUUAUCUGGAAAUGGCUCAGUUCCAUGGUGCCCACCAGUUAGCUGGAUGGUGCCUCCAUCACAUCUGCACCAACUACAACAGCGUCUGCCGCAAGUUCCCUCGUGACAUGAAGGCCAAGUCCGCAGAGAACCAGGAGUACUUCGAGAAGCAUCGCUGGCCUCCGGUGUGGUACCUCAAAGAGGACGAUCAUUACCAGCGGGCGCGCAAAGAGCGCGAGAAAGAGGACUACCUGUACCAGAAACGCCAGUGUAAGCGCAAGUGGCUCUUCUGGAAUCUUCCUUCAUCACCCUCUUCCAACUCUCCGUCCUCUCCCGGGUCCUCCGCUGUCGUGUGAUUUAAUCAAGGUGGUAAUCAAGGCUGUAUUGAUCCGCCGUUCGAUGGAAAAGCACACCCAUCAGGAGUGGCGUUGAUUUUGGCCUAAAAAUAUACGUUAAACACUUCGGAAGGUGAGCCAGAGACUGUAAGAAUGUUCCUUUUUUUUUUUCUUUUUAUCCCAAUCCCUGAGCGGCUGUUCAUACACACCCACAAAAGACCCAUCAAACAAAACAUGCUCACGACAACGUGAAUCAAAUGACUUUUCUGCUACAAAACCAAUUACAAAAGGCAGAUCUUGAUUUCAGAGUGGGAUUUUAAAAGUUUUUUUUUUUUUUUCUCCACUUCUAAUAAUAAAUCACCAGUGUCAUGAAGAUGUGCUGCAUGAACGAGCGUGCAGAUUAUUACAUCUGGCUUUCCCAGUGGAACAAGUGCGUCGUCUGGGAUCACAUGGCGGAUUGGCCCGUCCUGCUCUUACGGAAUGUUAAUAGUUCCCGAAUGGCCCUGGCUGUGACUUCGACUGCGGAUUGUUUGAUCUAUUUUUUUAUGAUUCAGAAAAGGGCUCUCGUUUUUCCUCGUCAUCUUUGGACCCUUUCUUUGCUAGAAAAAGAAAUGAAGUUGAUAAUAUCAGCCUUGCACAUAAUCCAUUAUUUAACACCUCAGAAUGGUAGGAAUAGAUGAAAAAAAAAAAAAAACCCUCUGAAUUCUCACCACUGUUCGUAAACACAAUACGCAAGACCUCAGAUAUCUUUAGACCACUAUAUCACAUCAGAUCCUAACAUUUCAAUAAUCUAUGUAAUAGGGAUUGCUCCUGCUUUUAUUUGGUGAACCCUGCACGUCACACCCUCCUAGACUGACAACGUGAGAUAUUAAAAUAUAUUUAAAUAAUACUAGACUCAUGGGCAGGCCCAUGUCAUUUCUAUUAGAAUGCAUUUGCGAACAGUAUUGUAGAAAGCACAUAAUGCUAAUGUCUUGGUCAUUUGAAGUACAAGUUACGUUUUAAGGCUGUGAAGUUACUGUAGAACGUAGAAUAUAAUGCAAGCAAAAAUCUAAAAGAGAAAAAAAAAAAAAAACAUUUUCCUUGUAUGAGGAACCGCCUAACACUGAGAAGAGAUAAAAUCAGUUUACGGAAUGUAAAAUGCCAUUUUAGGUUAUAGCAAGCUUUCUAAAUUCUGCACAGUGUUGUUUACAUUGCUUCAUCUGAAACCUGUAAGAGAUGGAAUCCCGCAAGCAUGAUGCAUAUUAAGUAGCAUUGAGUAGAACCACUCGGUUUUCAAUUCACGCUCUUUAUUAAUAGCGUUAACUGAUGAUCUUAGGAUGCUGAUUUAUGUAAACGGCUAGGGAAGAAUGGAUAAUCAAAUGUUUACUUAAAUUAUUGUGAUAUUCUGUUACUAAUAAUAUUCAUAAAAAGUGUGUAUGUGAAAACUUAAAGAGAAAAUACAGAGACCUAAUACACCUUAAUGCUCUUCAUACGUAUCUGUCAAGUACAAGGGAUGUUCAAGUCAAACCUGGACUUUGACUAGAUGCAGCACGUCUGUAACGCUGGCCUCCCAGGAACUCCUUUCUUGGCCCAAACAGGUGGAAAUCCUUUGGAGCACGGUCAGGACUGUAAGAGGGAUGUGGCAGCAACUCACAGCCUGGUUCCUAAUGUGUAAGCGGUGUUUGUUAAUGGUUUUGUGUACAGUUUCCACAGACAGAUGUGUCUCUUCCGCAAGUUGACGAAAAGUUGUUUUUCAAGAUUUCUACUGGCCAGGCUCUUCAUUCACAGACUUACGGCCUCUUUUUUUUUUAUUCUUUUUUUUUUGUGGCUAAGAGUCUCAUCACUGUACUGUGCUCGAAGUCUAAUGUAAACGUCAAUCACUUUUAUGCCUUCAUUCACAAGAAAUUUCAUCACAAGUCUCGGUUUGACAUGAACGCCCCUCGUAUAUUCCAAUAAUGUGACCUAUGAAGCAUCAGAGAUAAAUUUCGGUUUAUAAAAUGAUGUUUUGUUUCAAAGAAAUCAAGGUAGUAAUGUACCAGCACACAUUUAGUUUAUAUCAAUAAUCCUUCAAUUUGUGAAAAGAAGUGUCAAGUAGAACCAGGUUAUGCCAAGCAUCUAAACCACGAUGAAUGCCUUUUUAAAGAUUUUACUGUAGGAUAGAUUUAGAAAACUUUACAGUUGACUAACCUAUCUGUCCCAGGUUGACGUUUGAAGUGGGAUGUUCCAACCAUGGUUAUAACCUACUAUUCCUUGGAUGCCCUGUGAUCUAUGAAGUAUCUCCAGUACCGUUACAGGUCUGGUAUGCUAUUGAUGGCGGGUUUAUAGAAGAUAGCAUGUGGUCGAUUAGGUUAGAGUUUCCUCUGAAGAAUGAACAAGGGUGGAGUUAGCAGAGAUACCCAUUCCAAAAUAUAGUUGUAUAGAAAUCAGGGUAUAGUGAGAAUACACAUACAGUGCCUUGCAAAAAUAUAUUUAUACCCCCUGAACUUGGUUGUCAAGUUACAACCAACAAAUAUAAAUGUGUUUGUUUGGGUUUUUCUGUGAUAGACCAAUAACAUAAUUGUGAAGUGGAAGGAAAAUGAUGAAUUGUUUUCAAAUUUUUUUACUAAUAAAAAUCUGAAAAGUGUGGCGUACAUUUGUAUACAGCCCCCCUUUUACUCUGAUACCCCUAAGUAAAAUCCAGUAAAACCAAUUGCCAUCAGAAGUCAACUAAUACAUAGUACAUAGAGACGGCAUAAUGAAGCCCAGUUGUAGAGAAAUUUAAAGCAGGGUUAGUUUAUAAAAAAUAUCCCAAGCUUUGAAUAUCUUACUUGCAUCAAUACUUUUGCAAGGUACUGUAAGUGUGUGCAAGUAUACGGUGCACUUCAAAAAACUGUAUUUUAAAAUCAGUUUGUUACAUUAAUUACAUUAAUACAUUGAUAAACUCUGGCG
Messenger RNA from Clarias gariepinus (North African catfish), 5385 nucleotides. RefSeq names its product rho-related BTB domain-containing protein 2-like. Gene Ontology annotation, biological process: small GTPase-mediated signal transduction. Gene Ontology annotation, molecular function: GTPase activity; GTP binding; protein binding. The transcript has 10 exons. The coding region runs from base 319 to 2499 and encodes 726 amino acids. The record is from RefSeq and is a predicted model, not a curated record. NCBI's taxonomy places the organism in Eukaryota, Metazoa, Chordata, Actinopteri, Siluriformes, Clariidae.